AUGCCGCACGCAAAUGGUGACAACCACUCUAGUGGCCAGGACCUCGGAUCAGAGCUCUGGAGGCACCCGGCGCCAGAGACUACACAAAUGUGGAAAUUCUUACAGACAGUAAACAAACAGAAAAGUCUGGAAUUGAAAAACUACAACGAUCUCUACGACUGGAGCAUAAACCAGACAGCCGACUUUUGGGACGUUGUCUGGCAUUUCACCGGCAUCAAGGCUUCAGCCCCUUACGACGAAGUGCUACAAAAAGAUGCUCCAAUGUUUCCUAGACCAUCCUUCUUCCGCGGAGCCAAGCUGAACUUUGCUGAAAAUCUACUUUUCCCACCUCAGGCACCUAGCUCUAACAGUCCAGCCAUCAUUGCUGCCACAGAGACUGAUAGAGAGAUUGUGACAUGGGCUGAACUACGUGAGAAAGUCCGCCUGUGCCAGUCUGGCAUGCUUGCUACCGGCAUCAAGCAGGGAGACAGGGUUGCAGGUUAUGUUGCAAACCACACGAAUGCACUGGUUGCCAUGUUGGCUGCCACAUCACUUGGAGCCAUCUGGACGGCGAUCAGUCCUGAUACAGGCGUGACUGCAGUCCUGGACCGUCUGAAGCAGAUUGAGCCUGUCAUCUUAUUUGCAGACAAUGCCAGCUUGUACAAUGGCAAGACCCAUCCUACUCUGCCCAAAGUUCAAGAGAUCGGCUCUUCUCUGCCUAGUCUGCGAGCACUGGUCAUUUUUCCCACGGUCCCAUCAGUAUCGGCACAGAUCGAUGUAACCUCCUUAGCAGGAAUUGUAGUUUCGUACGACAGCUUUGUCAAGAAGGAGUUGGCGCCGCAAGAGAUCGUCUUCACUCAGCUGCCGCCCGAUCAUCCAGUAUACAUUCUCUACAGCUCUGGCACGACGGGUGCACCAAAAUGCAUUGUCCAUGGCGCAAUCGGAACUUUGAUUCAGCACAAAAAGGAACACAUCCUACAGUGUGAUAUUCUACCAGGGGACAGGCUGUUCUACUUCACAACAUGUACAUGGAUGAUGUGGCACUGGUUGGUCUCGGGUCUUGCUAGUGGUGCAACAUUGGUACUGUACGACGGCUCUCCUUUCAGAUAUGUUUCCGAUGGCAAGUCCGUUGCGGAUGACCUGGCCAUGGCGAAAUUGAUCGAUGAGCUGAACAUCACGCACUUCGGCACCUCAGCAAAGUACCUUUCAGUGUUGGAACAGAAGUCCAUCAUGCCUAAGGAGCAGGGUGUGUCACUGAAGACACUCAAAGCGAUCUAUAGCACUGGCUCUCCUCUUGCACCUUCGACUUUCCAAUACGUCUAUCAAGCGUUUGGCUCCGUAAACCUAGGAAGUAUCACAGGCGGCACAGACAUCAUCUCCCUAUUCGGCGCUCCUUGCCCCUUAACUCCUGUCUACACCGGCGAAAUCCAAGUCCUCGGUCUGGGCAUGGCUGUACGCGCCUGGGACUAUCAGGGCGCCGACGUGACAUCCAUAGGCGACGCCGGCGACCUGGUCUGCACAAAGCCCUUCCCCUGCCAACCCGUCCAAUUCUGGGGUCCCACCGGCGAAUCCAAAUACCAAAGCUCUUACUUCGAAACCUUCCCCGGUGUAUGGCAUCACGGCGAUUUCAUCCGUUUCAACCCAAAGACUGGAGGACUCUAUAUGCUUGGACGCAGUGAUGGUAUUCUCAAACCCUCGGGUGUGAGAUUUGGAAGUGCGGAGAUUUACAAUAUCCUGCUUAAACAUUUCCCCGAGAAGGUUGAGGAUGCGCUGUGCAUUGGCCGCCGACGCGAAACUGAUGACGAUGAGACAGUCGUCUUGUUCCUCAAGAUGAAAGAAGGAGAGAAAUUCGAUGAUGAGUUGGUCAAGAGCAUUCAAAAAGUCAUCCGAUUGGAGCUCAGCGCCCGUCACGUUCCUGGUAUUGUGGACGAGACACCUGAGAUUCCGGUCACGACGAACGGAAAGAAGAUUGAAGCUGCGGUCAAGCAAAUUCUGUGUGGCAUGAAUGUCAAGACAUCGGCAUCGGUGGCCAACGCUGGUUGUCUUGAUUGGUACAGGGAGUGGUCAAGCAAACAUUAG
Messenger RNA from Aureobasidium melanogenum CBS 110374, 2058 nucleotides. Its product is annotated as acetoacetate-CoA ligase. The record is from RefSeq and is a predicted model, not a curated record. Gene Ontology annotation, cellular component: cytosol. The transcript has 3 exons. Gene Ontology annotation, molecular function: acetoacetate-CoA ligase activity. Gene Ontology annotation, biological process: lipid metabolic process. The coding region runs from base 1 to 2058 and encodes 685 amino acids. NCBI's taxonomy places the organism in Eukaryota, Fungi, Ascomycota, Dothideomycetes, Dothideales, Saccotheciaceae.